Messenger RNA from Solea solea (common sole), 4090 nucleotides. RefSeq names its product replication factor C (activator 1) 1 (gene rfc1). Gene Ontology annotation, molecular function: DNA binding; ATP binding; DNA clamp loader activity. Lineage: Eukaryota; Metazoa; Chordata; Actinopteri; Pleuronectiformes; Soleidae. The coding region runs from base 156 to 3683 and encodes 1175 amino acids. Gene Ontology annotation, biological process: DNA replication; DNA repair. The transcript is spliced from 23 exons. The record is from RefSeq and is a predicted model, not a curated record. Gene Ontology annotation, cellular component: DNA replication factor C complex; nucleus.
CAGCUGCCGCACGGCUCGCGCGGCGGACGUUCGUCAUCUCAGGGCGACCCUCAUGAUUCUUGCUUCGCGCCAAGCCGCUGCUGUUGAAACGGUUUACUGACUUUCCUGAAGAAAUAACCUGCAACUAAAGCUGCGAGAAAAACCACCUAUUCACCAUGGACAUCAGGCGGUUCUUUGCACCGGCCGCAGCCAAACCUGCGGUGCAGAGACCCCAGAAUGGAAACCUAAAAGCGGAGGACAAGAAGAAGAGGGACAAGUCUAGGUCUCCAGAUGAGGAGGUGAAACAGAAAAAGAAAGACAACUCAAAGGUCAAAGGCUCCAAAAUGGAGGAGAAACGCCACGAUGGUGAGAAAAAAAGGAAGAAGCGUGCCAUCAUAGAGUCAGACUCGGAGGAGGAGCAGCAAGUGAGGAAGUCAAAGAAAUCGCCCAAAGAGAAGCAGAAGACCAGAAAGGUGGUGCCACCUCCCAAAGAAGAUCCUGUGCAGUACGUCUCUGAAACAGACUCGGACAGUGACAACUUUCUAUCCUUGAAGAAAGUUUCCAAAACCAAGCAGGACACGGCGUUCAAACAAACAAAGUCUGGGCCCAAAGAGGAAGUGAAGACUCCUGUGAAGUUGUCGUCUACACAGGGGAAAUCUGGACUCAAAUCUCCUCCAGUGGCCGCAACCUCAAAGCUAGUCCAGCCACCUCAGCCCAAACAAACCCCCACAUCAGUAUUUGACUACUUUGGCAGCGGGAAUAUUCAGCGCUCAGACAAGAAGCUGGUAGCCAGCACUAAAAGAAAAGCUCCAACUGAGGACAUGCAUGAUCUGAUCAGUGACGAGGAAAUUGCCAGACAGCUGCAGAUGGAGGACGACGUGGAGCUGGAAAAGCAGGUCCAUGAGGACAUGGAAUUUGCCAAAACUCUAGCCAUGCUGGACAAGGAGCCACAGGCCAAGAAAGCUCGUACAGGCUCAGGUGAAAAACAAGCACUUGCUGCAAAUCCCAAAAAGAGCAGCUCAGACUCCGCUGCUGGCAGCACAAGCAGCACUUCGAAGAGCAGGCGGAACAUGUCAGAGGAUGUCAUCAGCCCGUCUCCAAAGAAGAAAGUUUCCCCAAUCAAAGCAAGCUCCAGACUGGCUAUGAUGAAGAAAAUGGAUGAAGAGAAGAACAUUGGGCCAAACGUCAAAGCCCACAUUUCACCCACAAAAAUUAAAACCUCACCCAGAAUGGAGCCACUCGCUUCAUCAAGCUCAGACAUGAAGUUUACACCCAAAAUGGCAACAACACCCACUUCACUUAAAACAUCUCCCAAGAAACCAGAGAGCACAAGCACAAGCCCUGACGACGGUGAGAAGAAGAAAAACUCUACAGCAUUCAGGAACUACCUCAACAGAGAUGGACCACGUGCUCUGGGCUCCAAAGAAAUCCCACAGGGAGCAGAGAACUGUUUGGAGGGCUGUGUGUUUGUGUUGACGGGGGUCCUGGAGUCCAUGGAGAGAGAUGAUACCAAGUCACUCAUCGAGCGCUACGGAGGCAAAGUGACAGGCAAUAUCAGCAAAAAGACGACCUACCUGGUGCAGGGCAGGGACAGUGGAGUCUCAAAGCUUGAGAAGGCUGAAAGUUUGGGUACCAAGAUCCUGGAUGAGGAUGGUCUGCUGGAUCUGAUCAGAACCAAACCUGGGAAGAAGUCCAAGUAUGAGAUUGCUGCGGAGGCAGAGAGCAAAGCCUCAAAAACGAGGUCUACCCCCACUCAGAAGUCAAAGGUCACCCCCACAGCCCAGAAGAUCUCUCCUUCCAAAGGUAAUUCCAGGUCUCCUCACACUCCGAGCCCAUCAAAGACUGGUCUGACACAAGGUUACAGUAGCAAGAGGGGAGUUGGUGUCACUCCACCUGGGAGACGCUCAGGUCAGAGGGCUCGGAGGGAGCUGGGUCUGUCCUCCACUUGUUUACCUUCAGCUUCAGACUCUCCAUCAACGGCCGGAGAGGAUCCCAGUCUGCUCUGGGUGGACAAGUAUCGCCCACACUCUCUGAAGACAGUAAUUGGCCAGCAGGGGGAGCAGAGCUGUGCCAAUAAGCUGCUGCGGUGGCUGCAGAACUGGUACAAGAACAACAGUGGCUCUGCCUCCAAAGCACCAGCGAGGUUUGGUAAGUUUGGAGGGAAAGAUGAUGGAUCAGGAUUCAAAGCUGCUCUGCUCUCUGGACCUCCGGGUGUGGGGAAGACCACCACUGCAGCCCUGGUCUGUGAGGAGCUGGGUUUCAGCUACGUGGAGAUGAAUGCUAGCUGUACUCGCAGUAAAAACAGUCUGAAGGUAGUAGUCGCAGAGUCACUUAACAACACCAGCAUUGAGGGCUUCUACAAAGGAAUGUCUCAGACGGUGAGCAAUAAACACAUCCUGAUCAUGGAUGAGGUUGAUGGCAUGGCUGGCAAUGAGGACCGUGGAGGAAUCCAGGAAAUGAUCGGCCUGAUCAGAACUUCAAAAAUUCCUAUCAUCUGCAUGUGCAACGAUCGUAACCAUCCGAAGAUCAGAUCACUGGCCAACUACUGCUAUGAUCUGCGUUUCCAGAGGCCGCGAGUGGAACAGAUCAAGGCAUCCAUGAUGUCCAUUGCUUUCAAAGAAGGAAUCAAAAUCCCGCCCCCAGCUCUUAACGAAAUGAUCCUCGCUUCCAAUCAGGAUGUACGACAGGUGAUCCACAACCUGAGCAUGUGGUCGGCUAAAGACAAGGUGAUGACGUACGACCAGUGCAAGUCUGACGCAGCCAAUGCCCGCAAGGACAUGAAACUGGGGCCAUUUGACGUUUGCAGGAAGGUGUUUGCCUUGGGGGAGGAGACUGCGCACAUGAGCUUCAUUGACAAGUCCGACCUCUUCUUCCACGACUACUCAUUAGCACCGCUCUUCGUCCAGGAGAACUACCCUCAUGUUCGUCCAGCAGCUGCUGGUGGAGAUCUGAAGUCCCACCUGGUGUUGCUCAGCAAGACAGCGGACUCCAUCUCUGACGGAGACCUGGUGGACAGACGUAUCCGCUCUGCACAGAACUGGUCACUGUUGCCUACCCAGGCCGUAUAUGCCAGUGUGUUACCAGGUGAGCUCAUGAGAGGCUACAUGAGUCAGUUCCCAACAUUUCCCAGCUGGCUCGGCAAAAACUCCUCCACCAACAAACAUUCCCGAAUCGUUCAGGAGCUGGCUUCACAUAUGAGCUUAAAGACGUUAAGCAGCAGACAGGCAGUGAACCUGGACUACCUGCACUACCUGCGUCAGGCACUGCUGAGCCCACUUCAGAAGCGUGGAGCAGAGGGUGCUGGAGAAGCUGUGCAGCUGCUGGACGACUACCAGCUUAUCAGAGAGGACGUGGACAACAUCAUGGAGAUCAGUGUCUGGGGUGGAAAACCUGAUCCCUACUCCAAACUGGACCCCAAGGUAAAGGCAGCUUUCACACGCACGUACAACAAAGAAGUCCACCUGACGCCAUACUCCCUGCAAAUCGUGAAGAAGGGACGCCGUGGUGGAGGUGAAGGAGAGUCAGAGCUGGGAGGAGAGGACAUGGACAACGAACCUCAGGAGCCUGAGGGUGAAGAAGAAGGCCUGAAAACAGAUGCUAUGAUUAAACAGAAGAAGGCAAAGGCCACCAAGGAGACGAAGAAGGAGAAGAAAGAAGAUUCUGGGAAGGGCAAAGGAAAGGGGAAAGGCAAGGCUAAGAAAUGAUGGGAGGAAAACAAACUUCCCUUCUGCCUAAAACUGCUCUCACAGAAUGAAAUAUCUUUCUCUGCACUUACAAAGAUCUUUAAAUGAACAUUGGAAGGAAGUAACUGAGAGAUGUUUUAAACUUCCUGUCAAAACUUUCCAAAUGAUGCCCACAGUCUGCUCGUGGACAGUCUGUUAUCAUGUCUCUCCUCUUGAGUAAGGUGCAUCGAAUCAGGAGCAUUUCUUCAGUCAUCUGUGGUCCAGGUGUCGCGGCUGUAAAUAAUGUGACUGUUACCUUUUGCUAACAACAACAGUAUAUUAGUACUUCUGCUUUGGUUCUACGGUUAGCAGCACUAAUGACUGUAAAUUUAAACUCUGUAAAAAUGUCAUGAGAAUUAAUAGAUAAAUAUGUAGCUCAUGAGUGUCGA